CCAAUUUUCAGUUCCAACUAUUAGCAGAAUUUAGAAUUUAGAGUAUGUCAACUCUUUACCCCUCCAUAUUACAUGGAAAGAUUAAAGGAUAUCUGGUAUGGGGUGAUCCCUACAGGGUUGAACCGUUUUUGAACAAGAAUGCUCAACUUCCAGUGGCCAGUCCUGGCAUUAUCAAUGCAAAAGCCUUAAGUCUGCCUGUUUCAAAGCUAUAAGAACUGGUAGCUGUUCUUGCUCUACAUUUCCCAUUUUCCCUUGAAGUGUGCUAGUAGCAGUCAUGUAUACCUAACCUUAUUGAUACGGGUCUAAAUUCGGGCAGUUAGGCCCAAGCGCACAGAAAUUUCCGGUAAGUUGGCCCAAAGUCCAACACGUUAUCAUAUAUAUAUUUACACAUUUAUGGUUCAAACUUUACAGAGUAGUUGAGACAUGAAAGAAUAUAUAACCAAAACGAAAUGUUCUCAAAUCAACUUUGCAAAGGUAGUUAGGGUUUUGCACGCCAUCUUAGCUCACACAAUCUGUACCUGCCAUCAUUACAACUAAUAUAUAAUAUUUAUCUGUAAAUAUCCAAUUAAAAUACUAAUGUGUCAUGCAAGCACUGCACUUCACCUACCAAACCACAACAUGCCAAGUUCCAUAAAUAUAUAUACCAACAUAGCUUGUAGUAAAAGUGCCAAUUGUUUUGUUCUUGAAGAUAGAUAUAAUUAGUGAAUCUUCUCAAUUUGCUGAUAUAUGGAUGGUUUUGGAUGACAAUCAGUUGAAAGUACUUUUUUUUGUAUGGAUUAUCUCUGUUUUUGUCUUUUCUACUUCUCUUUUGUUUGUUGGUCCAUUCUUGUUUUGUUUCUCCUUCUUUGUUCAGUCAGAAGAGCUACUCUCAUAACCCUAGGAACCAAGAAGAGGAAGAGCUUGUAUUGCAUGCCAGAAAACAUGAAUUUCUCCAACAAUCUGGCGAAGAAUACACUAAGAUCCCUUGUGGGUUUGAAGGGAUGGAAUUAUUGUGUGAUUUGGAAACUGAGUGAAGAUCAAAGGUUCAUUGAGUGGAUGGAUUGCUGUUGUGCUGGAAGUGAUCAAAGCAUUGAAGAUGGAGAAGCUGAUCGUCAUUUUCCACUGCUCUCUCCUAUCCUUCCUUGCAGGGAUGUCUUGUUUCAACACUCAAGAACUAAAUCUUGUGAACUUCUUGCUCAUUUGCCUUCAUCCAUGGCAUUAGAUUCCGGGAUCCAUGCACAAAGUUUGAUAUCAAAUCAACCCAAGUGGUUAAACUUCUCUGCUAGCUCAGAUUCAAAUCUUCUGGAAGAAACAAUUGGGACUAGAGUUUUGAUUCCAAUUCAUGGGGGACUAAUUGAGCUCUUUGUCACCGAACAAGUGCCUGAAGAUCAACAUGUGAUAGAUUUCAUCACAACACAGUGCAACCACAUGUCAUUGGAGGAUCAACAAGAAGCAAUAUUGAACAAUUCAAGCAACAACAUGGACACAUGCUUCUCAACAACUAACAAUGCUAAUAAUAAUCAUCCAAUGAUCAUGAACAAUGAUCAGCUUCAAUCAUCAAGUAAUGGUGAUCUCCCAUACGACAUCACGGUGGAUCGAAUUAGGCUUUGCAGUCCUCCCAUGAACUUCCUGCACCAAUUCAAUUACUCCCCAGAAAGCAAGACUAACAACAAUGGUGAUCAUAUCUUCUUUGAAGGAUCUCAUGAUCAAAUGCAGUAUGUGGAUGCUACAAAGGAAGGGAUUGACAAUGAUUCAUCCAUCAAGGACGAGACAACGACUAGGCAGCAGCGAUCCGAUUCUGUCUCGGAUAGUUAUUGUAGUGAUCAAAAUGAUGAUGAAGAUGACAAUUCCAAGUUUAGGAGGAGCGGGAAGGGACCGCAAUCCAAGAAUCUUUUGGCAGAGAGGAGGAGGAGGAAGAAGCUCAAUGACAGGCUCUACACUCUUAGAUCUUUGGUUCCUAGAAUUUCCAAGCUGGACAGGGCUUCAAUUCUUGGGGAUGCAAUUGAAUUUGUGAAGGAGCUAAAAAGGCAAGCAAAAGAACUACAAGAUGAGCUUGAAGAUCAUGAUCAUUCAGAUGAUGAUGAUGACCACAACAGUGUCAUGCCAGACAUUUUGAGCCAAAAUGGAGGACCUUCAGUUGGGACUAGUAUCAAAUCUGGACAUGAUCAUCAUCAUCACAAAUCUCCAAAUGGGUUUUAUGGGACUGCUAGCAUCUCCAAACAGAACAAUAAUCAAGACUCUGAAAGUACUGCUGACAAGGCUCAACAAAUGGAGGUACAAGUGGAGGUGUCGCAAAUAGAUGGGAAUGAGUUCUUUGUGAAGGUCUUUUGUGAGCAUAAAAUAGGAGGCUUUGUCAAGUUAAUGGAGGCAUUGCUUUCUUUGGGCCUGGAAGUGACAAAUGCUAAUGUGGCCAGCUUCAGAGGCCUUGUCUCUAAUGUGUUCCAUGUUGAGAAAAAGGACAGUGAGAUGGUUCAAGCUGAUAAUUUGAGAGAGUCAUUGAUGGAGUUGACUAGAAACCCAUCAAGAGGAUUGUGGCAGACUGAGAUCAUGACAGCAAAAGAAGUAGCAGAAAGCAGUAAUGUGGACUAUCACCACCACCAUUACCAGCAGCAGCACUACUAGCACAUCCUUAGUUAAUUAAGUAUGGCAAGAUAGUAAUCUUUGCUUUAGAGUUUCUGUUAUAUAUGUAAUGACUUAAAUUACUACUUUUAAUCAUGUAGGAUGUUAAAGGUUUAAAAUAUUGCAC
Messenger RNA from Tripterygium wilfordii, 2725 nucleotides. RefSeq names its product transcription factor ABORTED MICROSPORES-like. The record is from RefSeq and is a predicted model, not a curated record. Gene Ontology annotation, biological process: regulation of DNA-templated transcription. Gene Ontology annotation, molecular function: sequence-specific DNA binding; protein dimerization activity; DNA-binding transcription factor activity. Lineage: Eukaryota; Viridiplantae; Streptophyta; Magnoliopsida; Celastrales; Celastraceae. Gene Ontology annotation, cellular component: nucleus. The coding region runs from base 772 to 2601 and encodes 609 amino acids. The transcript is spliced from 10 exons.